AUGGCAGAAGAAGAGAGCAAGUCGGACCUCACGUGGAUGCCGCAAGGCACCGUGGCGCUGGCAGACGGCGAGUACGACGUCAUCGUGCUGGGCACAGGCCUCAAGGAGUGUAUUCUAAGCGGCCUGCUGGCUGUGAACGGGAAAAAGGUGCUGGUCGUCGACCGCAACGCGUACUACGGCGGCGAGUGCGCGUCUCCGAAUCUGACGAACCUGUACAAGAAGUUCAAGCCGGGGCAGGACCCGCGCAGUGACUUGGGCGCCGACCGCGACUACAAUGUGGACCUGGUGCCCAAGUUCAUUAUGGCGUGUGGCAAGCUGGUCAAGAUGUUGCUGCACACGAAAGUGACGCGGUACUUGGAGUUCAAGAACGUGGACGGCAGCUACGUGGUCAAGGGUGGGCGUACCCACAAGGUCCCUGCAACGGGGGAAGAAGCGCUACGCUCGUCGCUCAUGGGGAUGUUUGAGAAGCGCAAGUUCCGCAAGCUCAUUAUGUACAUUUACAACUACGAGGAGGACGACCCGAAGACGUACGAGGGCAUGGACCUGUUGACACAGCCCAUGAGCGACCUCUUUGAGAAAUACGGAGUCGAUGCCAACACGCAGAGCUUCAUGGGCCAUGCGAUGGCGUUGAUGCGGGACGAGUCGUACCACAAGCGCCCGGCCAUUGAAACGGUGCGUGCUAUCAAGCUCUAUGCUUACUCGCUGGAACGUUAUGGCAAGUCGCCGUACAUCUACCCGCUGUAUGGAUUGGGCGGGUUGCCCGAGAGCUUCUCGCGUCUCUGUGCGAUCAAUGGCGGCACGUUUAUGCUGAACCGAUCGGUAGACGAGAUCCUCAUGGACGAGCACGGCAAGGCAUGGGGUAUCAAGUGCGACAAUGAAGUGGCUAAGGCCAAGCUCGUGAUUGGCGAUCCGUCCUACUUUCCUGCGGAAAAGGUGUGCAAGACUGGCGUCGCCGUCCGUUCGAUCUUCAUCUUGAAUCAUCCCGUGCCCAACUCGAACAAUGCCGAGUCGCUGCAGAUCAUUAUCCCCGCUGCUCAGGCCGACCGCAACAACGAUAUCUACGUCGCUGUCGUGUCGUUUGCCCACUGUGUUGCGCCACAAGGCAUCUACAUUGCUAUUGUGAGCACGCUCGCGGAGACGUCGGUGCCACUGCAGGAGCUAGAGCCUGGCGUCAAGUUGCUGGGCCCGUACCUCGAGCGCUUUGACAUUAUCACGGACAUGUUUGAGGCCGUGGCGGACGGCAAAGACGACAAUUGCUACAUCAGCGCCUCGUACGACCCGACGAGCCACUUUGAGACGACGUCGGAGGACGUGCUGGACCUGUACAAGCGCAUCACGGGCGAAGAUCUCGACAUGAACAUUAACGCCGACUCGACGGAUGUGGGCGAGUAA
This is a messenger RNA of Peronospora matthiolae, 1392 nucleotides long. The record is from the annotation of a GenBank genome assembly. Lineage: Eukaryota; Oomycota; Peronosporomycetes; Peronosporales; Peronosporaceae.